This is a messenger RNA of Pseudo-nitzschia multistriata, 2597 nucleotides long. The record is from the annotation of a GenBank genome assembly. NCBI's taxonomy places the organism in Eukaryota, Bacillariophyta, Bacillariophyceae, Bacillariales, Bacillariaceae.
CCAUCAUUCCAUCCACCUCUUCCGGAACGAAUUCCUACUGAGUACUGGUCAUUGUYGCACACUAUUCAAUUCCUUUCUUUUAAUUACAAUCAUUAUAACUAUUUGAGGUCCAGAGCAGCAGUGUCUUGUUUUGUAUUGGAGGGAACAGAUAGUCCUCAAUUUAAAUAGGUGCAACUCGGCGAAGAGGGCUCUGAUUUCCACUCCGUUCUAUUCGACAAUACCAAACUAGAUACACUGCAAUCACGCACCACUACAUAACGAAUAGUUUCCAAAUCAUUAUUAACAGGAGUUAAAAGCACCUUCUUGAUUCCCUGAUUUGUAUCCACUUAGGAAACGCAACAAACWGACGAGCAAUGCCAUUAACACGGUCCUCACGAAAAAGGCUGACCGCCGGGGAAGGUGGCAAUGCAAUCGGCACAGCAAACAACGAACCAAGAAUAAAACGACAAAAAACCGGUUCGGAUGUUGCAAAAACUUCUGCAGCUGCGGCUACAGCAAAAGUCCGCAAGGCCCGGGCCCUCAAACCCGUAGCCACCAAUGCAAAAGCCCAGUCUAAGUCGAAUGCCACACACAAGCAACACGAUGUGGCGACGAAGCCAGUCACCCGGGGUGCGUCGUCCUACAGAACUGCAGCGCAUAGAAAGGCGUCGAAGACUGCGAAGGCGAAUGGUGUUCCUCCCUCCAAAAAGGCCGCCCCGCCCGCAAAACGGGGCCGAUCUGCGAAAGCGACGAAUCAACAACCAAUGAAGGAACAAGAAUAUCAGGAGCACCACUUCCUUCCGUACGAAGAAACAGCUUCUUCGACGACUUCAGCGCUCCCCGAUACCGAGGUUGUGCGUUCCGAACCAAAAGCAAGCGAAGAAGCCAGUUCCGGCAACGACUGUUCCGAAGCAAAACCACCAGCACCCGUCAAUGCGGUUGAAAAAGACGAUGUUAUCAGAUCUAAGGACCUGAGCACUGCAGAUGGGAUCUUUUCCAACAGCAGCUACCAGAACGGGGUGCCAGACGACAUUGACGCAAGGGAUGCACACGAUCCGCUGUCGGUCACCGACUAUGUGGCCGACAUGUACGAACAUUUUCGCUCCAAGGAAGAAAUGUGUUCCGUCGAUUACAUGUAUAUGGGCAGCGCCGUCCACGGCAAGCAGCCCAACAUUAACGAGAGCAUGCGGUGCAUUCUCGUCGAUUGGCUCAUCGAGGUGCACUACAAGUUCAAGCUUUUUCCGGAGACUUUGUACUUGACCGUCAAUGUUCUGGAUCGGUUCCUGUCACAAACCACUGAACUCAUCACCAAAAGGGAUUUACAGCUGGUGGGUGUGACUGCCUUGUUGGUUUCUGCCAAGUACGAGGAGAUGUACGUUCCCGAACUCCGGGAUUUGACCUACAUUUGUGACGGGGCCUACACGGAAGCUAGGGUACGUUAUUUUUCAUAUUCCACUCUGAUUGUAGGACAGUCGGUUUUUGGAACACGAACAGCGAAGGUUUAGAAGAUCGUUGAUGCAAAACAGCCAGAAAUCAUUUUGAUUGCACUACCGUAACAAAGAGCAAUGGAGUUGUCAUAAUCAUUUGCUCUGAUUUACAAAUUUUCUUUUUCUCACUCUUCUUUUUGGUUUGAUGUGCAAUCCCCUUUAACCUCGUCUAAUUUCAAUUCCGCACUACGCGCGUUUCGUUGCACAACAGAUUCUCCGAAUGGAAGAAAAGAUUCUCAAGACUCUCAAUUACAACGUUACAGUUCCAACCCCUCACACAUUUUUGAUCCGCUUCCUUAAGGCGGCGCACGCCGACACACUCAUGGCUCAGCUGGCCUGCUUUUUGUUGGAUGGAACACUAUUGAGUUUGGAAAAACUUACGUGCCUGUGGCGGCCCAGCCAACUUGCAGCGGCAGCCAUUCUCCUAGCGAGGCGGCACCUAGGUCGACACAACUGGAGUCCCACUCUGGUAAGCUACUCCUACUACAGAGAGGAAGACGUCCUACCCGUAGCCCGAGCUCUCUUGAAAAACAAGGAACGUCUAGAGAACAACCGCGAGCUUCUGGCCUUGGCAAAGAAAUAUUCGAAGACCAAGUAUGGGAAGGUAUCGCACAUCGAGUUUGAACCAUUCGACGACCAAGAGUCUAGUGGCGACGAAAGCAUCGAAAACAGUCUGUAGCACAGUGAAAGGGCUCAGAAAAACGAGGGAUCUAUCUUCACUAUUCUUUUCCACUCUCUGCAUGCCAAACAUGCACAACAAGCUAUUGGAAGAAAACGAACCAAAUGGAACGAGAACACACAUUAUAAAGGGAACAAACAAUCACUCAUACGAACCACACAAUCAACAACAAAUGAAUCAGAGACCGACGGGAAGAUCUUAUCUAUGACGCACGCUCACACAGCCAUUCCUUGUUGGGAAUCAGAACCUUGAUCGGUGACAGUCACCGGUACAAGUGCAAUGUGUACAAUAUCUUCGUGGAAUCUCUUCGCAUCCUCAGGCGUCUCGGCACAAGCAUUGCCGACGACACGGAUAUCACUACGUCGAUCAGUAUCUGAUUAAUAUCCGAUGGGCUAAAUGCACACGAAUUCUAGAACCACAAACUACCACUAGAAUAAAUUUUUCAACUCCUC